This is a messenger RNA of Nomia melanderi (Alkali bee), 1931 nucleotides long. RefSeq lists its product as uncharacterized. The record is from RefSeq and is a predicted model, not a curated record. NCBI's taxonomy places the organism in Eukaryota, Metazoa, Arthropoda, Insecta, Hymenoptera, Halictidae.
AUUUCAGUAUUAAGUUUUAUUAUCUGGUGAAAACCGUGUACAUAUUGGCAUUCGUCUCUGUAAAACUCACUCCAGCUUUAGAUACAAUUGAAAGCCUGGACUAGGGUCUAGAGACUUCUGUGAUUUACAUAUUUAUCACUUAAUAACGAGACUGAGAAAUGGCUGUCUGAUUAGUCAGUUUUCAGUUUUUCUAAUUUGGUUUUCCAUACUAAUUUACUAUUCGUCAGUACGGUUACACGUAACCAAUCAAAACUACACACACGUCGGGGAAAAUCCUUCUUGCCUCGGUGUUGUCUAAAUGACAAUCGUGAUAAGGGAAUCCCCGUUCUCUUUGCUCACGUAUUAGCUGCGUAGAAGAUAUGCCUUUUUAGUAUAUCAUGUAACUGUGCGCGUACUUCGACGUUAUUAUCGACAACUACCUCGUUAAAGUAACUUAUUAAUUAUUAAUAUAAUGUAAUUUGUAUAAAAAAUCAAUGUUUACUUCAAAGCUGUAAUACUUUUAAUUUUCUUCCAAGUUUUCAGCUAUAAAAUUUAAGACGCAUUUGUGGGCUUUAAAAACUCUUAUAAAAAUGGAACAACAGAUUACUAUGCCUUUAUCUAACACUGGAAAUCAGACGGAAAACUGGCUGAAAUGGAAAAAAGGUUUCAUCAAUUAUUUAAAAGUGAAUGACUUUAUUGAAAAGUCGGAAGAUUUAAAAAUUCAUCUGCUAAAAGAGAACAUAGGAGUAAUUGGUCAAACGGCCAUAGACAAGAUUUAUAAAGAAAGCAAUAAACCUAUAAAUAAUAUGAACAACUUAUUAGAACAACUUGAUAUAUACUUUCAAGUUUCAAACAAUGAAGUUAUUGAACGAUAUAAAUUUUUUAGUAGAUUCCAAAAUAAAGAUGAAACAAUUAAUGCUUAUAUUCUUGAUUUGAAAAAAAAAGCAGAAACUUGUAAUUUUGGAACUUUGACAGAUAGUCUCAUUAGAGAUAAAGUGAUUGUAGGGAUAAAAGACAAAAAUUUGCGAAUGAAACUAUUCAAUACAGAAAACCUUGAUUUGAUCAAAUUAAUGACUAUUUAUCAUGAACAUACAAAUGCUAUACAAACAAAAAUAAAAGCUCCUAAACAUAUGAAUAUUAAAAAAAGAGUUCAGCACAGACAACCACAAAAAGAUAAUGGAACAAAAAAUGUUAACGUUAAUAAUAAAUUAAAAACAGAUUUUAAAAAUGAUGUUAACAUAGGUGUAAACUUAUCUGAUAAAGAUCAUCAAAUAAACGCAGUGCUUAAAAGAUGUAGAAACUGUAAUAUGCAUCAUUUGGAGAAAUGUUGUCCCGCCUGGGGACAUAAAUGUAUGAAAUGUGGUGCACGAAAUCAUUACACUGACUGUUGUCGAUUUAAAAAAGAUGAAAAGAAAGAGAUAGACAUGAAAACAAAUAUAUUAAAUCCGUCUGUUAAUCGACAAAGAAUGGACAUGAAGCCAACCUUUAGACCAAUGGACAAUAGGGCAGCAUAUUUUGCACCUUCGUCUUCAGCAGUCUCAAAUAAUUUUGGCAGUCAACCUAGUGCCCCUGCAUUUUCUGAAAUUCAAAAUGAAUUAUAUCCAAAUUUAAAUCAUAUGUUACAAAAAGGAAAUAUAAAGUCCAAUGACACAUUCCAAAGAAGUGAAACAUUACUGCCUCCGCCGAAUCCUCAAACGAGUAAUUGUACGCCACCUUUGAAUCCUCAAAAAGAAAGUAAAAAAACAACAAAAACAAAGGAACCAAACGAGGAGUCAUGCACAAUAUCAUAAAAGUAGGUGAACAACUACAUAUGUUUACGUCUGAAAUAUAAAUUUAUGUCAUGUAUUUUAUAUUUAAGUAAUUUAGAAAAGUGAUGUACACGCUUAUUAGUAAUAAGGAAACAAAAUUUAUGAAUAGAAUUAUGUAUUAUGAGCAACAGUAAAUAAAUUUUA